CCCAGGUCAGAGGAGCUGCGGGAAGCAGGUCUCACUCUGCUCUGCCAGACCUGCUCACCCGUGGAGGAGAACAGAGAGCCCUGGAAGGUGGAAAGAGAGGAAACAGUAGCAAAAGAUCCAGGGCAAGAAGGGGCCCAAUCAUUGUUACUGAAACAGAAACUCGGAGCAGAGCAACAAGAAGAAAUGGCCACUUCUCCUGUAAAUACAUCCCAGGGUCUGCUAACUUUUGGGGAUGUGGCUUUGGACUUCUCCCAGGAUGAGUGGGAAUGCCUGGACUCUGCUCAGAGGGCUUUGUACAUUGAUGUGAUGUUGGAGAAUUAUAGCAACCUGGUCUCUGUGGAGAACCAUUGCCUGUGUGGUAAAUUCGAGAAGGUCUUGGAUCAAGACUCUAACUACAUUGUCCAUCAGCAUGUGAAUAUCCAAGAGAAGUCCUCCAAAUAUAAUCAGCCUGGCAAAAUGAUUCCUGAAUCCUCCCAGUGUACCCCUUAUAACACAAGUGAUGCUGCAGAAAACUGCAUCAACUACACAUGUGGUAACCACAGGGAUGCCUCUACUGAAUCAUCAAACCUAAACAGGCAUAAAAGUGGAGAAGACCUUUUCAAAUAUAAAGAGUAUGACAAAUGUUUAAGCUUAUGUUCCAAUAUUAGUCUAACUCAGAGUAUCCACACUCUGAGAAUAGAGCACGAGCAUACAGAAAGUGAUAAACUUUUGGGCUCUGCACACAGUCUUGUGCAACAAAGAAUUCAUAGUGGAGAGAAAGCACACAACUGGGGGAAAUGGUUCAGGAGCUGCUCAAACCUCAGUACACAUCAGAGACUUCAUACUGGAGAGAAACCAUGGAAAUGUAAAGAAUGCGGUAAGUCCUUUAAGUGGUUGUCUCACCUUAAAACCCAUUGCAGAAUCCACACUGGAGAGAAACCUUACAAAUGUAAUGAAUGUGAUAAGGGCUUUUCUCGGUUAUCUAGACUUAAAAGCCAUUACAGAAUCCACACUGGAGAGAAACCUUAUAAAUGUGAGGAAUGUGGUAAGUGUUUUUCUCGAUUAUCGAGACUUAAAAGCCAUUACAGGAUCCAUACUGGAGAGAAACCUUACAAAUGUAAGGAAUGUGGCAAAGCCUUUGCCCACUGCACGGGUCUUAGUACACAUCAGAAAAUUCAUACUGGGGAGAAACCCCACAAAUGCAAAGACUGUGGUAAAGCCUUUUAUCUGUUGUCAACACUUAAGGAACAUUACAGAGUCCACACUAGAGAGAAGCCUUACAAGUGCAAAGAAUGUGGUAAGUUCUUUCAUUGGUUGUCAGGCCUUAAAAGCCACUACAGGAUUCACACUGGAGAGACGCCUUACAAAUGUGGGGAAUGUGACAAAUCAUUUUCUCAGUUGUCAAGACUUAAAAGCCAUUAUAGAACCCAUAGUGGAGAGAAAUCUUGCAAAUGUGUAGACUGUGACAAAUGCUUUACCCGCUGCACAGCUCUUAAAAGACACCAGAAAAUUCAUGCUGAUGAAAAACCCUACAAAUGUGAGGAGUGCAGCAAGUGUUUUUAUGUGUUGUCACACCUUAAAAGCCAUUGUAGAACCCAUACUGGAGAGAAACCUUACAAAUGUGAGGAAUGUGGUAAGUGUUUUUCUCAGUUGUCAAAACUUAAAAACCAUUACAGAAUCCAUACUGGAGAGAAACCUUACAAAUGUAAGGAAUGUGACAAAUCCUUUACCCACUGCACAGCUCUUAGUACACAUCAGAAAAUUCAUACCGGGGAGAAACCUUACUCAUGCAAAGACUGUGGAAAAGCCUUUUAUUUGUUGUCAAGACUUAAGGAACAUUACAGAGUCCACACUGGAGAGAAACCUUACAAGUGCAACGAAUGUGGUAAGUUCUUUCAUUGGUUGUCAAACCUUAAAAGACAUUCCAGAAUCCACACUGGAGAGAAACCUUACAAAUGUGGAGAAUGUGACAAAUCCUUUACCCACUGCUCGAGUCUUAAGGCUCAUCAGAAAAUUCAUGCUGGGGUGAAACCCUACAAGUGUGAAGUAUGUGGCAAGUCCUUUUAUUGGUUGUCAAACCUUAAAACCCAUUCCAGAAUCCACACUGGAGAGAAACCUUACAAAUGUGGAGAAUGUGACAAAUCCUUUACCCAGCGAUCUCUUCUUACAAAGCACAACAGGAUCCAUACUGGAGAAAAACAUGAACAUAAGAAACUUGUAAGAGCUUUUAAGGAAUGAUUAAAUCAUAGAAAUCCCAAGAAUUUAUACUGAAGAAAAAUUCUUCAACUGUAGCAAUAUUUUAAAAUUAUUCAUAAGAAUGUUUUACUUGUUCAACCUCAAAAAAAUCAUGAGGACAAAUCAUGAGAAAAUUAAUACCAGAAAGAAACUACUUUUGUGAAAUCCUCAUGUCUUGUACAUUAGGAAUUUCAUAUCUUGUAAUUCCAUGUUAGAGAGCCCAAGAACUGCACUGAAUUUUUUUUAAGUUUUUACCUGGUGUUAAGAUUAUAGCUACAUCUGAAAACUCAUCCUGAAAGGAAAACCCAGAAAACUCCUAGCAAGAGCGUGAGAAACGUUAAAGACAUAACCUAUAAAUGUGACACAUGUACAUGCAUAUGCACAGCUAGGAAAUCCCCAAAAGUAUGCAGGAACACCAUUUUUCAGUACUCAAGAAAGUUGGAGAAGUAUUUACUCCAACUGAAAAGCACAGUGAUUCACAUAGAAACACUAAGACACAAUCGACAUUAGACAAACAAGCGUGUUACAAAGAAGAAAAGCAAGUGAGUAAGUGAAUUUGUCCUGUAUUUGAGUGGAGGAAGACAAUUUUAUUUGAGUAAUAUAAUAUUAUUCUUACCGACAUUUUGGUAAUACUACUAUUGGAAUUUGCUGAAAUGUAAACACAGUGGUUUGUUUAAACUUGGAUACCAUGCUCUCUUGCUUACAGAUGAUUUUAUGAUAACGUGUAUCAGUUGUUGGUGCAUCAGUGCUGAUGAACCUGAGAACAGGCAUCAGGGAAGUUAGUUAGUUAGGGACUGGUCACUAACCAUCUGUGGGCACAGAUCAAAUGGACAGACUCCUGAGGGCAAAUUCAGAGGAUCCUUGGGUCAAAGCUCUUCUUCGUACAGAUUCUGCACAGACCAAGGCCCCUCUGCUUGGUGACCUUUUGGUAACUACACUGGUUCAUGACAGUGUUCCAUGCCAAGGAGAAUUCUGUCAUUGUGUGCCUGUGAAGACUACUCCUUUUUUGUAUGUGGAGCUGAGGAUCAAACCCAGGGCUUUGCGCU
Onychomys torridus (southern grasshopper mouse) is the source of this 3260-nucleotide messenger RNA. RefSeq names its product zinc finger protein 345-like. The record is from RefSeq and is a predicted model, not a curated record. NCBI's taxonomy places the organism in Eukaryota, Metazoa, Chordata, Mammalia, Rodentia, Cricetidae. The transcript has 5 exons. Bases 184 to 2217 code for a protein of 677 amino acids. Gene Ontology annotation, molecular function: RNA polymerase II cis-regulatory region sequence-specific DNA binding; DNA-binding transcription factor activity, RNA polymerase II-specific. Gene Ontology annotation, biological process: regulation of DNA-templated transcription.